Cutaneotrichosporon cavernicola is the source of this 591-nucleotide messenger RNA. RefSeq lists its product as uncharacterized. The transcript has 3 exons. The record is from RefSeq and is a predicted model, not a curated record. Lineage: Eukaryota; Fungi; Basidiomycota; Tremellomycetes; Trichosporonales; Trichosporonaceae. The coding region runs from base 1 to 591 and encodes 196 amino acids.
AUGCCGUCGCAGCCAAUCCCUAUCGGUCAGGACGCCACUGCACCCCGCAACGCGCCGGGUGCCGGUCUCUCGCAGUCAGCCGGAGGCUUGUUUGGCAAGUGGAACGCAUUCUCGAUGAACAGCACCAAGGCAUCUCCGCCCAAGGACAGCUUUGACGCGCACGCAGCCGACUCGUUUGGCGAUAUCGGCGACCUGCGCGAGCGCGGCUGGGCUGCCGCGCAGCACGGUGGCGCCCGUCGCGCAAUGAGCAUGAGCAUGAGCCCGACAGCCGUGUCAGGCUUUACGCCCAUGAGCCCGCCGCAGGCGACCGCGCUGCGUGACAACCUUGCUCGUGGCGAGGGCGCACUCCGCCGUCUCUCGCUCGGCGGUUUUGGCAGACCCACUCCGAUGCCGACGCAGGCCGCCCAGCCGUCGGCGCCUAACCCGCCGCCUGUACACGCGGCUCCGCCGUCGCAGCCUAUGCUUGCGCCGCCGGCGCCGCCUGCCGACCACAGGCGCAUGUCGCAGGGUCGUCGCCGUUUCUCCGAGUCAGGCGCCCGUCGUCGCGGGGUCAGCCCCAUGGGCGAGCGCAUCCUGCGCGACCACCUCUAA